AUGAGCGCAGAAAAACCUAUUGUUAAAAGCAUGCCAACUCAAGCUUUUGUACUCAGUUAUGUCCUAGAGAUCUUGGAAGCUGAUACAACGUCUUUCAUAUCCACUCGAAAUCAAUCCAAAGUCAUCCAGCGCAAAAAAAGGUUAGGCGUAUUGAUUGAUGCCUUUGAAGACAAUCGUGCUGAGGGGCGACCAUCUCAUCCGAUUCCCACGUCCUUUGCGCCACAAAUCAAUCGAAUUGAUCUUCACUCUUCAACUACUUGGAUCAUUGGCAACAAUCCAUUGAGCCUUUCCUGUAACUACGUCUCCAUCCAACAAGUCUUCAAAAUGUUUUCUCACAGUGAGAAAGAAGUUUUGUUGAUAUUUUCGAUCAUUGCUAUUCUGACUAGUGAUCAACGCCCAUCGCGACGUCACAGGCGCAAAGCCGAGUUCUUGUCACUAACAGCAAAGAUCGCGGCUGUUUUAUCAGCAGCAAAGGAAGGAAGACCUAUGAAAAAUAUACGAGUCUUAACACUCGUCAUCCAGGAGCCAAGGAACCCAAAUCCUCUUCAAGGAACAUCUAGUUCAAUUGUUGAAUCUGCAACUGGUCUGUAG
This is a messenger RNA of Melampsora larici-populina 98AG31, 591 nucleotides long. RefSeq lists its product as uncharacterized. Bases 1 to 591 code for a protein of 196 amino acids. The record is from RefSeq and is a predicted model, not a curated record. The transcript has 5 exons. Lineage: Eukaryota; Fungi; Basidiomycota; Pucciniomycetes; Pucciniales; Melampsoraceae.